Ustilaginoidea virens is the source of this 387-nucleotide messenger RNA. RefSeq lists its product as uncharacterized. NCBI's taxonomy places the organism in Eukaryota, Fungi, Ascomycota, Sordariomycetes, Hypocreales, Clavicipitaceae. The record is from RefSeq and is a predicted model, not a curated record. Bases 1 to 387 code for a protein of 128 amino acids. The transcript has 3 exons.
AUGCCGAUCCACACAGCCCCCGCUUCCUUCCCAGCCAAGACCGGUGUCGCACCACCAAGUUCCCAACUCGUCAAUCGUCCGUCGCUUCCUGCCUGCUCUGCGGCCUACAACAUCACGACAGGUAAGGUAAAGACGCCAAGGGGCAAGUGCCAUCCCUCCCCCUUGAUGAUUAAUAAGCCGGCUACUUUCAUCUUCAAUCAAAAUUUUGUUCCCUAUUUUCCUUUAGUUCAGUCUCAUCGCUUUACGACCUUGCCGAGUUUCUUAUUAUCGGGGUCCUUUUCCAUACCGUUUUGCACUACCGCCCAGUGCUCGGGGGCAACCGAGUUUCUUUUCUGUCAACUACUGAACAUAGCGGCGGGGAAAAAAAAAAGAGGGUAUGAGACGUGA